This is a messenger RNA of Melospiza georgiana, 3137 nucleotides long. It is a transcript of the gene BORA, whose product is annotated as BORA aurora kinase A activator. Gene Ontology annotation, cellular component: nucleus; cytoplasm. NCBI's taxonomy places the organism in Eukaryota, Metazoa, Chordata, Aves, Passeriformes, Passerellidae. Gene Ontology annotation, molecular function: protein kinase binding. Bases 90 to 1892 code for a protein of 600 amino acids. The transcript is spliced from 12 exons. The record is from RefSeq and is a predicted model, not a curated record. Gene Ontology annotation, biological process: regulation of mitotic spindle organization; activation of protein kinase activity; regulation of mitotic nuclear division.
CCCGCAUCCUCGGCACUCCCGGCGCUCCCGGCUCACCCGGCAUCGCCUCCUCGGCGGCGGGGCUUGGGAGAGCGGUAUAGCUUAGUGUUAUGGGUGAUACAGAAGAAGCUAAAAUGCAGAUAACGCCAGAAACUCCAGGACGAGUCACAAUCCUGAAUCCUUUUGAAAGUCCCAGCGAUUAUUACACUCUUCAGGAGCAGAUUGUUUCCAGUCCUUCAAUCUUUAAGUCAACGAAAUCCUCAUCUACACCAGGAAAAUUCAGAUGGUCUAUUGAGCAGCUUGCUCUAAUAAAUCCUGUGGAAAUAGACUCGGAAGACAUUCGGCGCCAAGGAAUGUAUUUGAGCCGUGCUAGAAUUGAUAAGGAGACAGAAGACAGAAGGCAAAAAGCUAUUGAGGAGUUUUUCACAAAAAAACUCAUCGUUCCUUCUCCUUGGACUGAACAUGAAGGCAAACAAGUUUCUCAGUUUAAUUCAACUAAAUCCAUAGAUAUAGAUAACAUUUCCCCGAUUGGAAGACAGAUGAGCUUGCAGCCUGGGAAAAGCAAUGCUGCUUGUCAGACAGUACUGUCCUUGCCAGUGGAUUUUAAUUUAGAGAAAAUACUAGGUGAAUAUUUUAGAACUGAUGAAUUUGCAGAUCAGUCUCAGGAAAAUCUGAGCUCUUCAUCACUCAGAAGAAAGCUGUUUUUAGAAGAGAAUGGGAAUGUAUCUGCAUGUUUGUCCCCUUCUUUGCACAGUCCAUGUGGUAGUCAGCCACUUGGAGUGCUUUGUUCCAUAGAAUUAUCUCCAGCUCGGUGCAGAAGCCCCCUGGACACAUCUAGUUCAGGUCAGUUUUCAUCAAGUCCUAUUCAGGGAGGAGCAAGAGCCUAUAGUCUAGGAAGUAUAACCAGUCCCCCAUUUUCAGAGGGGUCUCCUGCACAUAUUGGUUCUCCUGCUUUUUCACCAAUUGCUUUUCACAUAAGAAAAACACCACUCUCAGACCAAAGAAAAUUUACAUUUCGUUCUCCAGAUAUUCCUUCUUCCUCAAGUAGGAUGACACCCCCAAGUACAGGAAGUCCUUACAUAGAUGGUUGUUCUCCAAUUAAAAAUUGCUCUCCUAUGAGACUUGGAGCCUGCAGAGGAACUGCCCAAUAUCAGACUUCUGUCAUUAGAAUACCAAUUGCUGUUGAGAAUCAUGAGGAUGAGGAGGACAAGGAAAACGCUUCUCCAGCAGAAGCUCGCUUCCCAGAAAUGGAUAAUGGAAUAAAGGUACAUCGGGAAGACAGUGAUACUUUUGGACACGGUACACAUCUUGUGGUGGCAACUGUGUCUAUUGCACCAGAUCACUCAGAAGGUUGUCAUCAAAGGUUGUCAUCAUUCCAGGACAUAGAAGGCUUAAAGGAAAAUAAUACUGUGGACAUGGCUGAUGCAGCGGAAGUGUCAGAGGAAAACACUUGGAUGAAAGAAACAACAGGCAGUCACAAUACACCAAUGACCAGCUUUAUGACAGGCAUUACUUUCAGUAUUGAAAGCUCUCGCAUGUGCAUGUCACCUCUUGCAGAAAGCAGUGCAAUUCCUUGUGACAACAGUAGUAUUCAGGUGGACAGUGGUUACAAUACACAGACUUGUGGAAACAGCAUUAUGGAUACUGCAGGGGCUGAAAACAGUUGCAAAGAAAAUGAUGUGAACACUAUUGUGUUUCAGAAUAAAUCUCAGCUGCUUAGAACAAAGGAGUGUUCUGUUUUAAGCCAUAAGGACAAUCAGUUGCUGAGAACAAAAUCUCCAGAGAAGCAAUCCUGUUUUCAAAAAGCCAAAACACAUAGCACAGUAUUUGGUCAAAAUGCAACUUGCAGCAUUUCUGCUUGGAAUCAUAACAAUGAAAAUCAAGUUCGGGGAUUUCACAAAAGUGGUAUGUAGUUUUCUGAUGGAGAACUUAAUCUGUGCUUUCUAAUAAAUUUUAUACAUAUGACCUCAAUUACCUGGAUUAUAUAUACUAUUUUGCUUUUCUAAUGCAAAUGUAAUAAACUGUUUGAUAUAUAGUAAGGAAGUUUUUAAAUAAUGUGGGAUUUUUCAGGUCUUAUAUAGAAUUUAUUAGCGUCAUUAAGUGAUCCUUUUUGAAAAUUAAAGUGUCUAGAUUUGGUGCAGAGAAACAACAGUUUUUUUUUUCAGAAUUGUAUUCCUUCUGUGACUAGGGUGGAUUCCAUGAGCAGCCUAAGAUAACUUGCAUAGGAACCAGUAUAACUGCAAAAUCACUUACAUUUGAAGAUUUGUCCCUCCUAAAGGCACGAGGGACAUUCUUCUUUAUGGGAAAGAAAAGUGGAAGGGGUAUUGUUCUGGUUUUGGAUUGCUUUUCUCCAACCACAUAUAUUGUGUGGCUUCAUAAAUACUACCACUAGUACCAAGAGAGUAAGUCACUGGACAGACGUGAACUGCUGGGGUGUGAUGAGAGCAAAUGCCAAGUUUAGUUCUCUUAAAAAUAUAAAAUGAGCUUUAUGUCAAAAGAAGCUGUUUAGUAAUUCUCUAAACAGCUUUUUCCUUGGUUUGACAGAAAUCUGUGAUGUUAGUUGGGUUUAAGUAAAAUGUAUUAUUGAUUACCUUAAAAUUAAAAGCUAGUGUUGUGGCUUUGGUAAUUGUUUUAGUAUUAAACUUGAUCAGCUGACACUACCAGUGUCUCUGAAGAACAACUGUGUCCAAAUUGAUGCUCUGGUACUCUUUGGAAGGAACCUAAGAAGGUGCAAUAAGAUUCAUUGGUCUCAGAAUUAUCACUAAGAAAAUGAUGCAGCCUUUCUUAAUUCCUAGUAUUAUUAUGUUUCUUACAGAAAUUACCAAAAUUAUUAGAUAAAUCCUUAAAAAAUAAUUACCUUUUGCAUGCCAUUUAUUACCAAAAGUAUUAAUACAAGCAAACCUUUGAUCCUUUCAAGAAAACCAUCAGUUAAUUAAAAUGAUGGAUUGAAGGGAGGGGGGUUCAGAAGCCCAGAACUCCCUUUGUAUUAUCAAAUCAGAUUUAGUUGAAUUUGCUUGUAUUUGUUUAAAAGAACCUUCUGGAAUUUAUAAAUGUGAAUAGGGGGAAAAAAAUCCAUAUGGUAAUCUUGCGGCCCUAGUGACCAAGAGGGAAAGAAGAGAUAAGGGAUACACUGAUAUUUCUGGGCUCUGUUUAUGUAG